AUGUUUCGGAUCGGUAGGAGACAACUCUGGAAGCAGAGCGUCACCCGUAUUUUAACGCAAAGACUGAAGGAAGAGAAGGAAGCCAAACGGGCACGUUUGGAUGGUAGGCAUGACUACUUAUUUGCGAUUGUAGCUUCCUGUGUAGACCUGGACAAAACUGAAGUGGAAGAUGCCAUUCUUGAGGGGAAUCAGAUUGAAAGAAUCGAUCAGCUUUUCGCUGCUGGAGGUCUUCGUCACCUUAUAUUUUACUAUCAGGACAUGGAGGUAACAGAAACAGGUAUCCAAACUUGGUGUGAUAAUGAGUUGCAGAAGUUCAUGGAUGUUACAUUUGAAAAGAUUCAAAACACAAAUCAAGCUCUAAGUAUGUUAAAGAAAUUUGAAAGAUUGAACAUACCUAAUCUUGGUAUUGAUGACAAAUAUCGGCGUGUUCUUGAGAACUAUGGGGCUGACAUUGAUAUGAUCUCUAAGCUGUAUACAAAGCAGAAAUGCGAUCCUCCUUUGGCUCGAGAUCAGCCUCCCAUCGCCGGGAAGAUUCUUUGGGCCCGUCAGCUCUUCCACAGGAUUCAGCAACCAAUGCAGCUUUUCCAGCAGCACCCAACUGUGCUCCAGACGGCUGAAGCCAAGCCCGUGAUUCGCAAUUACAACAGAGUAGCCAAGGUACUCCUGGAGUUUGAGGUUCUCUACCACAGGGCAUGGCUUCAACAGGUUGAAGAAAUUCACAUAGGACUUGGGGCAUCUUUAUUGGUGAAGGCUCCACGCACAGGGGAAUUGUUUGUAAACUUUGAUCCUCAGAUAUUAACCUUAUUUAGAGAAACAGAGUGCAUGAUGCAGAUGGGUCUAGAAGUUUCACCAUUUGCAGCUGCCCUGUUCCAGAAACGGGAUGUAUACAAAAAGAACUUCAGUAACAUGAAGAUGAUGCUGGCUGAAUAUCAGAGAGUGAAGUCAAAAAUGCCUCCCACCAUAGAGACACUGAUGGCCCCUCAUUUGGCUAAAGUGGACGAAGCUCUUCAACCGGGCCUGGCUGCACUGAGCUGGACCUCACUGAACAUUGAGAUAUACUUAAAAAACACUUUUGCAAAGAUCAAGGACCUUGAGUUGCUGCUUGACAGAGUCAACGAUCUGAUGGAGUUCCGCAUCGAUGCCGUUCUGGAAGAAAUGAGCAGCACGCCGCUUUGCCAGCUCCCUGGGGAGGAGCCGCUUACCUGCGCAGACUUCCUCCAAAUGACAAAGGACCUUUGUAUAAAGGGUGCUCAGAUACUAAAUUUUAAAAGCUCAUUAGUGGAGGAAGCAGUGAAUGAGCUAAUAAAUAUGCUGCUGGAUGUGGAAGUUCUAUCCAAAGAAGAAAGUGACAAAGUGUCUAAUAUGAAUAGUGCUGAUUCAAAAAACAAAAGUUCGGCAAAGAGACAAGAAGGAAAGUCUGACACCUUGACAUCAUCCCUUAAGGCCCCGGCAGGCCUCCUGCCUUUGGCAACUAUCCUGAGAAAGAAGAAGGAGACUGAGGUGUUAGAGGAGGAAGCCUGUGGGUUGCUGUCCUAUUUCAACCACCAAAACAUGGAUGCACUUCUGAAAGUUACAAGGAACACACUAGAGGCCAUCCGCAGGCGUAUUCAUUCCUCCAACACGACGAACUUCCGGGGUAAUAAUUCCACACAGUUUACCUACUGGCAGCCCAGCCAUAAGCGUCUUCUAGGUGUUGGUGGUAUGGUUCUAGUGAUGUCUCUAUCCUCAAGGUGUUACAUCACAUUGGCUCAAGCUCUGGGAAUGAGCAUGGGAGGAGCUCCCGCCGGACCUGCAGGAACAGGGAAAACAGAAACGACUAAAGAUAUGGGACGUUGUCUUGGAAAAUAUGUUGUGGUUUUCAAUUGUUCUGACCAGAUGGAUUUCCGAGGCCUUGGGCGGAUUUUUAAAGGACUGGCACAGUCUGGAUCCUGGGGUUGUUUUGAUGAAUUUAACCGUAUCGAUUUACCAGUUCUGUCAGUGGCAGCCCAGCAAAUUUCCAUUAUUCUGACAUGUAAAAAGGAGCGGAAAAAGUCUUUUAUUUUUACCGAUGGAGAUAAUGUGACUAUGAACCCUGAAUUUGGACUUUUCCUGACCAUGAACCCUGGCUAUGCUGGGCGGCAGGAGCUCCCUGAGAACUUGAAGAUUAACUUCCGCUCUGUGGCCAUGAUGGUGCCCGACCGGCAGAUUAUCAUAAGGGUGAAGCUGGCUAGUUGUGGCUUUGUUGACAACAUUGUUUUGGCCAGGAAGUUUUUCACACUCUACAAGCUGUGCGAGGAGCAACUUUCUAAGCAGGUACAUUAUGAUUUUGGUCUGCGGAACAUUCUGUCAGUUCUGCGAACCUUGGGGGCGGCAAAAAGAGCCAACCCUUUGGAUACGGAAUCAACGAUCGUCAUGCGCGUACUCCGAGACAUGAAUCUUUCUAAACUGAUUGAUGAGGAUGAACCCUUAUUUUUGAGUUUGAUUGAAGAUCUCUUCCCAAAUAUUCUUCUGGACAAGGCAGGUUACCCUGAACUGGAAAUGGCGAUCAGUAGACAGGUUGAAGAAUCUGGUUUAAUCAACCAUCCUCCUUGGAAACUCAAAGUCAUCCAGCUGUUUGAGACACAGAGAGUGCGGCAUGGGAUGAUGACCCUGGGGCCCAGUGGAGCAGGGAAAACCACCUGCAUCCACACCUUGAUGAGAGCCAUGGCAGAUUGUGGAAAGCCACACCGGGAACUGAGGAUGAAUCCCAAAGCGAUUACGGCCCCACAGAUGUUUGGUCGGCUUGACGUGGCCACAAACGACUGGACUGAUGGGAUAUUUUCAACCCUUUGGAGGAAAACACUGAGGGCCAAGAAAGGUGAACAUAUCUGGAUAGUUCUUGAUGGUCCAGUAGAUGCUAUUUGGAUUGAAAAUCUGAAUUCUGUUUUGGAUGAUAACAAAACUCUAACUCUUGCCAAUGGCGAUCGGAUUCCCAUGGCUCCAAACUGCAAGAUCAUUUUUGAACCCCAUAACAUUGAAAACGCUUCACCUGCUACUGUCUCAAGAAAUGGAAUGGUUUUCAUGAGUUCUUCUAUCCUUGAUUGGAGUCCUAUUCUCGAGGGUUUCCUUAAGAAACGCUCGCCUCAAGAAGCUGAAAUUCUUCGUCAGCUCUACAGCAAGUCUUUUCCUGACCUGUAUCGCUUCAGUAUCCAGAACUUAGAAUACAAGAUGGAGAUGCUUGAGGCUUUUGUAAUCAUGCAGAGCAUUAACAUGCUUCAAGGGCUGAUCCCUCCAAAGGAGCAAGGUGUGGAGGUCACACCAGAGCACCUGGGGAGACUGUACGUCUUCUCCCUGAUGUGGAGCGUCGGUGCCCUGCUCGAACUGGAGGGCCGACGCCGGCUGGAGCACUGGCUGUGUUCUCAGGAAGCCUUGACCUUGGAUUUGCCGCCUCUGGAGGGGACGGAGGACACCAUGUUUGACUAUUACGUCUCGUCCACUGGUGAAUGGAGGCACUGGACCACGUGCACUGUGGAAUAUGUGUAUCCAUCUGACAUCACCCCAGAAUAUGGCUCCAUCCUGGUGCCAAAUGUUGACAACGUGAGGACUGACUUUCUAAUUAAAACCAUCGCCAAACAGGGCAAGGCUGUGCUGCUGAUUGGUGAGCAAGGAACAGCUAAAACAGUCAUUAUCAAAGGAUUUAUGUCAAAAUACGAUUCUGAAAGUCACAUGAUCAAGAGUUUGAAUUUUUCUUCUGCAACCACCCCACUGAUGUUUCAGAGGACAAUAGAGAGCUAUGUGGAUAAGCGUAUGGGUACAACAUAUGGUCCUCCUGCAGGAAAGAAGAUGACUGUUUUUAUUGAUGAUGUGAAUAUGCCAAUAAUCAAUGAGUGGGGAGAUCAGGUUACUAAUGAGAUAGUACGACAGCUGAUGGAACAGAAUGGAUUUUAUAACCUAGAGAAGCCUGGGGAGUUUACCAGCAUCGUGGAUAUCCAGUUUUUGGCAGCCAUGAUCCAUCCUGGGGGUGGACGCAAUGAUAUACCGCAAAGACUCAAGAGGCAGUUCUCUAUAUUUAACUGCACAUUGCCUUCUGAUGCUUCCAUGGACAAGAUCUUUGGUGUUAUUGGGAGAGGCUACUACUGUGCUCAGAGGGGCUUCUCAGAAGACGUGAGAGAUUCGGUGAUGAAACUGGUUCCCCUCACACGCCGACUGUGGCAGAUGACCAAGAUUAAAAUGCUCCCUACACCUGCAAAAUUCCAUUACAUAUUUAACCUUCGAGAUCUUUCCAGGAUCUGGCAGGGCAUGCUGAACACCACCUCAGAGGUUAUCAGGGAACCGGAUGAACUGUUACGGCUGUGGAAGCAUGAGUGUAAACGUGUUAUAGCUGAUCGUUUCACGGUGUCCAGUGAUGUGACCUGGUUUGAUAAGGCUUUAGUAGGUUUGGUGGAGAAGGAGUUUGGUGAAGAGAAAAAACUCUUGGUGGAUUGUGGAACUGAUGCUUAUUUUGUGGACUUCUUGAGGGACGCACCUGAAGCUACAGGUGAAACACCUGAGGAGGCUGAUGCUGAAAUGCCCAAAAUUUAUGAGCCGAUUGAAUCUUUCGAUCACCUAAAGGAGCGCUUGAAUAUGUUCCUGCAGCUGUAUAAUGAGAGCAUCCGUGGCACUGGCAUGGAUUUGGUGUUCUUCGAGGACUCCAUGGUUCACUUAGUCAAGAUCUCACGUGUCAUUGGCACACCCCGGGGAAAUGCCCUCCUGGUUGGAGUGGGGGGAUCAGGAAAACAGAGCCUGACAAGGUUGGCUUCGUUCAUUGCUGGCUAUUCUUCCUUCCAGAUCACUCUGACAAGAUCCUACAACACAUCAAAUCUGGUGGAAGACUUGAAGAUUCUUUAUAGAACGGCGGGGCAGCAAGGCAAAGGAAUCACUUUUAUCUUUACAGACAAGGAGAUUAAGGAUGAGUCAUUUUUGGAAUAUAUGAACAAUGUUUUAUCAUCGGGUGAGGUCUCCAACCUAUUUGCUUGUGAUGAAAUUGAUGAAAUUAAUAGUGAUCUCCUAUCUGUCAUGAAGAAAGAAUACCCCAGGCGCCCUCCUACCAAUGAGAACCUGCAUGACUACUUCAUGAGUCGGGUCCGACAGAACCUUCACAUUGUCCUCUGCUUUUCACCUGUUGGGGAGAAAUUUCGAAAUCGAGCGUUGAAAUUCCCUGCCCUUAUUUCAGGAUGUACUAUUGACUGGUUCAGCCGAUGGCCUAAGGAUGCCUUAGUUGCUGUGUCCGAACACUUCCUGUCCUCCUAUGACAUUGACUGCAGUUUGGAAACCAAGAAGGAAGUGGUCCAGUGCAUGGGCUCCUUCCAGGAUGGGGUGGCUGAGAAGUGUGUUGACUAUUUCCAGAGAUUCCGACGCUCUACUCACGUGACUCCCAAGUCCUACCUCUCCUUUAUUCAGGGCUAUAAGUGCACGUACAGAGAAAAACAUGUGGAAGUGCAAACUCUAGCCAGUAGAAUGAAUACUGGAUUGGAGAAGCUAAAAGAAGCCUCAGAGUCUGUUGCAGCCCUGAGCAAAGAACUGGAAGCGAAAGAAAAGGAGCUCCAAGUGGCCAAUGAUAAAGCCGACAUGGUCUUAAAAGAAGUGACAAUGAAAGCACAGGCCGCCGAGAAGGUCAAAGCUGAGGUACAGAAGGUGAAGGACAAAGCCCAAGCCAUCGUGGACGGCAUCUCUAAAGAUAAAGCCAUUGCCGAAGAGAAACUGGAAUCAGCAAAACCAGCUUUAGAAGAAGCAGAAGCAGCCCUGAAGACCAUCAAGCCUUCGGACAUCGCCACUGUCCGCACGUUGGGCCGACCCCCUCACCUCAUUAUGAGGAUCAUGGAUUGUGUGCUGCUCCUGUUUCAAAGGAAAGUCAAUGCAGUGAAAAUUGACCUGGAAAAAAGCUGUACAAUUCCGUCCUGGCAAGAAUCUUUAAAACUCAUGACUGCAGGAAACUUCUUACAGAACUUACAGCAAUUCCCAAAAGACACAAUCAAUGAAGAAGUGAUAGAAUUUUUGAAUCCUUACUUUGAAAUGACAGACUACAACAUUGAAACUGCUAAACGCGUAUGUGGGAACGUAGCUGGCCUUUGUUCCUGGACCAAAGCCAUGGCUUCCUUCUUUUCUAUCAACAGAGAAGUGUUGCCUCUGAAGGCCAACUUGGUGGUACAGGAGAAUCGUUACAUCUUGGCCAUGCAGGAUCUGCAGAAGGCCCAGGCUGAGCUGGAUGACAAGCAAGCAGAGCUCGACGUGGUGCAGGCUGAGUAUGAACAGGCCAUGACCGAAAAGCAGACCUUGCUUGAAGAUGCGGAGCGCUGCAGACGAAAGAUGCAGACUGCCUCCACUCUGAUCGGUGGCUUGGUGGGAGAAAAAGAAAGAUGGACAGAACAAAGUAAAGAGUUUGCUGCACAAACAAAAAGACUUGUAGGGGAUGUAUUGUUGGCUACAGCUUUUCUAUCUUAUUCUGGUCCAUUUAACCAAGAGUUUCGCAAUCUGCUGCUGUAUGACUGGCAGAAGGAAAUGAAAGCCCGGGAAAUCCCAUUUGGAGACAGUCUAAAUCUCAAUGAGAUGUUGAUUGAUGCUCCCACUAUUAGUGAAUGGAACCUCCAAGGUCUGCCAAAUGAUGACCUAUCUAUUCAGAAUGGAAUUAUUGUCACAAAGGCAUCUCGCUAUCCUUUGUUAAUUGAUCCACAAAUUCAAGGGAAGAUCUGGAUUAAAAAUAAAGAAAGCCAGAAUGAACUCCAGAUCACAUCUCUAAAUCACAAGUACUUCAGAAACCAUCUGGAGGACAGUCUUUCUCUUGGAAGGCCCUUGCUUAUUGAAGAUGUUGGGGAGGAACUAGAUCCAGCACUGGAUAAUGUUUUGGAGAGGAACCUCAUUAAGACUGGGUCUAUCUUUAAGGUGAAAGUUGGUGAUAAGGAAGUAGAUGUGAUGGAUGGCUUCAGACUCUACAUCACCACCAAACUGCCCAAUCCAGCCUACACCCCUGAAAUAAGCGCUCGGACCUCUAUCAUUGACUUCACUGUCACCAUGAAAGGUCUGGAAGAUCAGUUACUAGGGAGAGUCAUCUGCACAGAGAAGCAGGAACUGGAGAAAGAGAGAACUCAUCUCAUGGAAGAGGUAACUGCAAACAAAAGAAGGAUGAAAGAGUUAGAAGAUAAUUUGCUUUACCGGCUGACGAGUACCCAGGGGUCCCUGGUGGAAGACGAGAGUCUCACUGCUGUGCUGAGUAACACAAAAAAGACCGCAGAAGAGGUGACACAGAAGCUGGAAAUUUCGGCCGAGACAGAAAUUCAAAUUAACUCAGCCCGGGAGGAAUACAGACCUGGUGUGAGCCAGGACCUGCUGGACGUGAACACUGCAGCCCAGUGGAAACCCAUGCUCUAUACUGUGGCUUUCCUGCACUCCACAGUCCAGGAGAGGAGGAAGUUCGGUCCUCUGGGGUGGAACAUCCCCUAUGAAUUUAAUCAGGCCGACUUUAAUGCCACUGUGCAGUUCAUCCAAAACCACUUAGAUGACAUGGACGUCAAAAAGGGUGUCUCCUGGACCACCAUCCGCUACAUGAUAGGAGAAAUUCAGUAUGGGGGCAGAGUCACUGAUGACUAUGAUAAGAGGUUGCUGAACACAUUUGCUAAGGUCUGGUUCAGUGAAAAUAUGUUUGGAUCAGAUUUCAGCUUUUACCAAGGAUAUAAUAUUCCGAAAUGCAACACAGUGGAUAACUAUCUUCAAUAUAUCCAGAGCCUGCCUACCUACGACAGCCCCGAGGUGUUCGGGCUGCAUCCCAAUGCCGACAUUACCUACCAGAGCAAGCUGGCCAAGGACGUGCUGGACACCAUCCUCAGCAUCCAACCCAAGGACAGCUCUAGUGGAGGGGAUGAGACCCGGGAGGCUGUGGUGACCCGGCUGGCUGAUGAUAUGCUGGAAAAGCUGCCCCCGGACUAUGGCCCAUUUGAAGUGAAAGAGAGGCUCCAGAAGAUGGGGCUGUUCCAGCCGAUGAACAUUUUCCUCAGGCAGGAGAUAGACCGAAUGCAGAGGCUGCUCACUCUGGUCCGCAGCACCCUGACCGAGCUAAAACUUGCUGUUGAUGGUACCAUCAUCAUGAGUGAAGACCUAGGAGAUGCACUGGACUGCAUGUUUGAUGCCAGAAUUCCUGCUCGGUGGAAGAAAGCAUCAUGGGUUUCAAGUACAUUGGGUUUCUGGUUUACUGAACUUCUAGAAAGAAACUGCCAGUUUACCUCUUGGGUUUUCAAUGGUCGACCCCAGUGCUUCUGGAUGACAGGUUUUUUUAACCCCCAAGGAUUUUUAACUGCAAUGCGCCAGGAAAUAACUCGGGCCAACAAAGGCUGGGCCUUGGACAAUAUGGUGAUUUGCAGUGAGGUCACCAAGUGGAUGAAGGAUGACAUUUCCGCCCCGCCCACCGACGGUGUCUAUGUCUACGGCUUGUACCUUGAAGGUGCUGCUUGGGACAAGAGGAACAUGAAACUCAUCGAAUCCAAACCAAAAGUGCUCUUUGAGUUGAUGCCUGUCAUAAGGAUUUAUGCAGAAAACAACACUUUAAGAGAUCCUCGGUUUUAUUCCUGCCCCAUUUACAAGAAGCCAGUCCGAACGGAUCUGAACUACAUCACCGCUGUGGACCUCAGGACAGCACAGGUCCCUGAACACUGGGUGCUCCGUGGGGUUGCCCUUCUCUGUGAUGUCAAGUAACAUGGGAUGUGUCCCCACCCAAAACUUCAGAAAAUCCAAAUUAUCCUAACCUUUGUUUGUCUGUGAGUGCUGAACAAUGUAUAAAUCAGGUUGAUCAUGCAGUUAAUGAGCUGCGUAGGUUUUUCUACUCUUUAGUUGGACGCUUAAUUCCUUUUAACCUGCUUCAUCCUUAAUGACCAAUCCCUGUGUUUGUUGAAAAGUUAUUUGGUGAUUUAAAAGCAAAAUUUACAACUUCCUAAUGAAGUGUGGCCCGCAAAUCCACAGUAAUGCAUUCAGGUCCAAAGACUGGGUAAGGUCAAGCAGACAUUUCCUUGAAGCGAUUAUUCUUCUGCUAAUGUGGUUCUGGUAACAGCCAGCCCUGUUCUCUAAGGUAACGUGGCAGCUUUGUGCUGAUUUUGCUUCUGUGGCCUUUUGCCCUUAGGUCAGGUUAAGAGAUUUGUUUUCACGGCUUAAGCAGCCAUUUGGGAAGACCUUUUAGAAAAUGGGAGGAAAUAGAAUGGGUUAAGAAUGUGAAUAGAUGAAUAGACAAUUCAUGUAA
Messenger RNA from Leptonychotes weddellii (Weddell seal), 9217 nucleotides. The record is from RefSeq and is a predicted model, not a curated record. NCBI's taxonomy places the organism in Eukaryota, Metazoa, Chordata, Mammalia, Carnivora, Phocidae.